Molecule: messenger RNA, 8503 nt
Organism: Gadus macrocephalus (Pacific cod)
Lineage: Eukaryota; Metazoa; Chordata; Actinopteri; Gadiformes; Gadidae
Gene: zfhx2
Product: zinc finger homeobox 2
Exons: 5
Coding region: 538-5316 (1592 amino acids)
Biological process (GO): brain development; regulation of transcription by RNA polymerase II; regulation of neuron differentiation
Cellular component (GO): nucleus
Molecular function (GO): DNA-binding transcription factor activity, RNA polymerase II-specific; RNA polymerase II cis-regulatory region sequence-specific DNA binding
Source: RefSeq, a predicted model, not a curated record
AACGGGUUAAUCCUCCGCUCAUGUUUUGUACAUUUCUGUACAGUUUGUGCCACACCUAUGAUUCCACUGAAUAUCCAAGCAUCUUGUUCGCAGGUGUAAUUGGUUUGACAGAUCAUUAUUAUUCGAGUCACUCCUGUUUUGCGUUCCUUUAUCGCAUCAUACCAAUAGCUUGAAACACUUAGAUCAACAUCGUUUCACCUUCAGUCGGGUGUUUGGGAAAGUGUUUAUCUCGAUUGGUUUCCAGCGAUCAUACUCCCCAGGCUUGUUGUGCAUAAUCUCACUAAAGCAGACAUGUACUCAGUAAUACCCAAUAAUCACACAAAAAGAGAAUCUUUCAUAUCUGUUACAUAAUGGAUCUCUGAUGGCAAUGUCUCAUUCUGCCCCCAAUCAGCCUUGGGGGGAGCUGUCGAGUGUUUACCAGAAGGGAGAGGGGGAGGAGAGGGGCGAGGGAGGAGGGGGAGAUCAAGCGAGGGAGGGCUGAGCGAGAAAACUUUUCAGUCCUGAAGAGCCGGAGGAACGUGGAGCGGAGCGGAGACCAUGCAGGAGGAGUCUGGAGAGAUCUUGUGUAGAGACAGCCACAGGGUGGCGGGGUUGCUGUGCCCGCUGUGCCAACAGGGGCUAGAAGACCGAUCCUGCCUGGCCCUCCACCUGACUGCCCAGCACAACGUACUCCAGACCUGCGUGGAAAAGCUGCUCGACAUAGCUGUACUUAAACAGUGUGCCAAUCCAGGUGACCAUGAGAGCGACACAAUGACGUCUACAGUUCUGUCAGACGCUGCCUCUUUACCGAACCUGAAGCCCGCGGACCCCCCCAGCUCUCAAGCGUCUGAGUCCGAGGGAGACGCCGACGAGGCGCGCCCGUCUAAGGAGCAGAACGUGGACAUGGCGGAGGACCGGGACCCCGGGGACUGUCCCGUCCAGGCGUCGCCCCCCCCCUCCUGUCCCGUGCAGUCGGAGCCGAAGGGGCCCGCGGGCCCGGACGGCAAGGCGGGUCCCGGCGCGGCGGAGCGCGUCGCCGGCGAGAAGCCCGACCGGUGUCCCGCGCCGCCCGAGAACGCCGCUCGCUCGUUCAAAUGCACGGCCUGCAUCGAGACCUUCCCCACCAAGACGGCCCUGAGCGUCCACUACAACGCCACCUCCCACAUCCAGCGGAUGACCCUGGGCGCCGCCAAACAGGGCGUGGACAGCGAGACCCAGACGGCCCGGGUCCCGCUCCUCUCCCGGCCGUUCGUAUCCAACAAGCCCUACCAGUGUGCCGUGUGUCGGGUGUCCUACAACCACGCCAUCACCCUCGAGAGCCAUAUGAAGUCUGUGCUGCACCAGACGCGCAGCAUUAGCGCGGGCAACGUGGCAGCCGGCGGCGGCGGCAGUGGAGGGGUUCCCGGUGCCGCCGUGGCCACGACCAGCUCCGGAGCGGUCCCCCUCCUCGCCACCACCACCAGCUGCCAGGUCUCGGGCCUGUCCGGGAACCUGAUGGUGAUGGCCAAAGACGGGGAACAGAUCCGCGUCUCCCAGGCCGCGCCCUCGCUGCUCUCCUCCCCGGUGACCUCGGCGCAGGCCGUGUCCGCCUUCCUCACCCUCCUCACCUCCAGCCCCAGCGCCCUCCCGCACUCCCUCCUCCCGUCCGUGUUCCCGGGGGCCGCCGCCCCGCCGCCGAUGCUCAUGCCCCUCAUCCUGAACGGCGGCCAGGCCCACCAGCAAGCGGACGGCGUGCAGGGCCAGAUCCUGACCCAGUGCGUGCCUCUGAUGGGCCUCAGCGCCGCCCAGCAGGCGCUGGUGACCCAAAGACUCGGCAGCCUCCAGAACCAGUGGUCCUCGAUGGGGAUGCAGGCGACCGCACAGCUCUGUCAGGAGGCGCAGAACCCGAGUGUGAAGGCUGAGGGCGGGCCGCCGAAACAAGAGGCAGACGGAGGCCCGGCGAGUGCUCCGGUGGACAUCAAGCAGGAGCCAGAAGGUGGCGGUUUAGAAGAAAACAAACCCUCUCUGACACCCUCCGACAGAAGCCUCCGCCACAACAGCCUCUCUCCCUCGGCGUCGGUGCACAGCAGCUGCAGCCUCAGCCCGGUCACUUUGAACCUGGCUCUCAGUCCAGACUCCACCCCCCAGAAAUCACAGCCGGGCACGAGUCCGGCCAACGCUCUGUGCAGCCCGUUCCGGAACGCCCCGACGCCCUCGGAGCAGGCCCGGCCCUACGUCGACACCAGGGCGCCGUACGCCCACCCCGUGCCCCCCGCUCUGUCCGAGUUCCAGUCGGAGGUCCUCUGGGCGUUUUUCGAGUCCCGCAGCGAGGCGGAGGCCGCCAGCCCUCCCCGCGAGGACUGCGAGGCGCUGGGCAAAGAGGUGGGCAUCCCCGAGGCGGAGGUCCGCCGGUGGCUGGGCCAGGCCCGGCAGGCCAAAGAGAGGCAGCGGGCCGAGCGGUCGGGCCGUGCUCCGCACGCAAAGAGGCCGCGCCCCGCCGGCUCAGACCGCGGCUACCAGGACGACGACGACGACGAUGACGACGACGAGAGCGCUCUGGUGAUCGCCGAGGACGGCGCCGUCGACCACGCAGAAGGUCAGGCCAUGGACCUGUCGAGCAGAGGGAAGAAGAAGAGAGGGCGGGGCCUGAGCAGCGAGGGCCAGGGCGACUCCUGUCUGACCUCGGACUCGGAGAACGGGGCGGAGGUCGGCAGCUCGGUCCUCGUGUCUGAAGAGGAGAGUCGGAACGCCUCCCGGGGGCCGUGGCGGGCCAGCCCCGUGAAGCAGGCCCAGCGGGCGGUGUCGAGGGCCCACCAGAGCUCGGGCGGGGGGGGGGGGAAGGUGCUGCGCUCCACCACCGUGUUCCUGUCGGACGCGGAGGACGAGUACGACGAGGAGGAGGGCGCGUCGGGCCGCAGGAGGAAGAAUGAGAGGAAGAGGAAGAUGUUUGAGCCGGACGCCGAGGUGAAGAGGGAGCGGCUGGACUCUGACGUAGACCUGGAGCUGGAGGCCCAGGGAGACCCGCCCAGCGCCCAGCACCACGCCAUGGACCCCAUGGGCCUGGUCCGCUCCCUGCCCCUGUCCCUGUCCCUCAGCCCGUUCUCGGCCCAGCUCCUCAGCCCCUACGUCCUCUCGCUCCCGUCCGCGUUGGUGGGCGACGCCGGCAAGGUGCAGAGCUUUCCCAACCCGCCGAACAUCUCCCACUUCUCGGACCCCCUCCUCGCGCAGACCCUCUCCUCGCUCGGGCAGACGCCGCUGUACAUGGCCAACGGCGACGACGGCGAGUCCGCCCUGGACCUCAGCAUGGGGAAGAACGGCAGCUCCAAGUCCGCCCCCGCCUCCUCCUCCUCGUCCCUGAUGGCCGACCUCGCGUCCACGCAGAAGGGCCGCCUCCUGGACGGGCUGGGCCUGAGGCCCACGUCCAAGGGCCUGGUGGUGGUCCAGGUCAAGUCCGAGCCGCUCGGAGUCAUGUCCGCUGCACACGGCGGCGGCGGCGGCCGUCUGGUCGGCUGCCACAGCGGACCCAAGUCCAGCAUCUACAUGCGGGCGGCGGAGAAGGUGAACGCGGCCCUGCUGGACAAGGAGCGGGAGAAGGAGCGGGAGAACGAGAAGGACCAGCAGCUGCAGCGGCGCUCCAAAGGCAAGCGGUACCGCGACAUGCGUCGCUCCCGCACCAUCAUCCAGGCGGAGCAGCUGGACAUCCUGUACGGCUGCUACUUCAAGGACCCCAACCCGGGCAAGCACGAGUUCGAGCAGAUCUCCGAGUGGGUGCACCUCCCGAAGAAGGUGGUCCAGAUCUGGUUCCAGAACAUGCGGGCGAGGGAGCGCAAGGGGGAGGUGAGGUUCAUCAGUGACGGCACCCUGGCGGCGGUGGGGAAGCCCCUCAUCAAGUUCACCUGGCCGCUGUCCAAACCCAUCUUCUCCAACAAGACCAGCAGCAACAACGCGGGCUGCGUGACGGCGGCGCCCAUCGUCCGCACCCUGAUGACCGACAAGGAGGCCUUGAAGGAGCUGAGCAAGCUGACCUGGGUGAAGAAGCAGACGCCGAUCCCCAUCAAGCCCAAAGAGAUCGUCUCCUCCUCCCCCUCCCCCUCCUCCUCCUCCUCCACCAAGGCCACUCCCGUCGACAGCAGUGUGUCCGCCGUGUCAAAGGUCAAACUGGAGACCACCACCAGCAACGUCACCAAGGCUCACGUCGCACCUAAGGCCGCGCCACCGGCCGUGCCGCCGCCGACUCCCCCAAAGGACCCCGUCCACAUUGCGCCGCGCCCGCUGCUCACGCCGAAGGCCGAGGAGGAGAGCGAGGAGGAGGAGGAGGAGGAGAAGACGGACGACGAGCUGGAGAGCGAGAACGAGGUCGCCGCGGGAGCCCCCAACCGCAUGGUCCCCAAGCUGACCCCCUCCCCCGUCUGCGGCAAGCCCCCCGCCGCGGUGGCGGCGCCGGCCCCGCAGAAACAAAACGGGCUCAAUUACUGGAGCGGCAAAAGCUCCUUUAAGAUCAACACGCUGUCGAGAGAGCAGCUGGCCCUCCCUCCCCCGCCCCCUCCCUCCGGCACCAUCCCCCCCCCGCCCACGCCCAGCAUCGCGCCCGUCAGCCCCAACAGCCGCUGCACGGCCAAGAUGGCCGUCCUCCCGCUGCCGGCCAAGUCCAGCCCCGCGGACGGCGGCGGCGGCGGCUUCCUGUCGCACUCCUCCAGCCGCCGGCCGCGCACGCACCUGUCCUGCCUGCAGCUGUCCAUCCUGCAGUCCUGCUACGAGACGUGCGCCCACCCCAACGCCAUGGAGUGCGAGGCCAUCGGCGCGGAGCUCAGCCUGCCGCUGAAGGUGGUGCAGAUCUGGUUCCAGAACACCAGGGCCAAAGAGAAGCGCUGGAAGCUGCAGCAGGAGAAGAUGUCGCCCCUGAUGGCGGGGAAGGUGGACACCAGCUCCGGGAGCUACCUGCAGUACAACGCCCUCCGCGCCAACCGGCCCAUCCUGCCCAAGCCGGUGCAGCUCACGGUCAUCGAGCCGGCGGCGUCCCCGGUGGCGGGCCAGCCCGUGCCCAAGGAGAGCCUCACGGGGCGCUGCGAGGCCUGCAGCGCCUCCUUCGAGUCGCGCGCCGCCGCCCGCACCCACGUCUUCUCGCCGCGCCACCUGGCCACGCUGAGGACCACCAACUUCGGCCAGCCCGCCACGCUGGUCAACAAGAACGGCGGCAGCGCCGGGGGGUCCGGUAACGGCGGCGGCGGCGGCGGCGGCGGCAGCACGCAGGCGGCUCCCCCGGCGCUCUCCGUCCCCAGCUCCGGGAGCUCCGGCCGGGCCUCUGAAGGGGAGGCGGGCGGGGAGGCUCCGCCCCCCAAAGCCAGCAGCAACAGCUAGAGACCCUCGUCUGGGUUGAUCUCCAAAUAACUCUUCCUGGACCCGUUUGGGCUCAUCAGAUUUUAAUGAACACGACUUUGAGCACUAACCCUUCGGAAGCUUAUAUAUCGUUUUUCUUUUUUGUUUUAAGUGCACUCUUCUCGCAGCCAAACUCUUUUUGGGUUCAACCCCCCCCCCCCCCCCCCCCCCCCCCCCCCCCCUCCACCGAAAUGAAAUCCGAAAAUGGAGUUUAAUCACUAGGGUUCAUCCUGAAUCUAUCCCGACCCACUACUGCCUCUGCAUUAAUCAAUAGCUCUCGAAUUAGCCUGUACAUGUAUCAAGACGCGCACACGCGAGACACGGAGAGAGAGAGAGAGAGAGAGAGGGUUCUGGGACUGUGAUAUUACCCUCCAUACGCACCCCAUCCCACCUUGCCUCCAUUACUACCCUUCACAUGCUUGUUCGUUGUCCGUAACUCGCACGACUGAUGCAAACGGAGGAGCCCCUUGACGCUGAGCCUGCACACCUUUUUGGGACUUCAAAUGUUAACAUUGCUCUCUCCCAGUCUGCGCCUUUGAAAUGUAUUUCAUGUAUUACGUCUACUUUGUCGAUUUUAGAACAACAUUUAAUGAGUGGAAUGAACCAGUGGAGCAGGCGACUGUCCGGCCGGGUUGACCUUUCACCCCUGUGACCUUUGACCUGGCUGCGACGCAGUCUGAAUGGGCGCUUGGUCUGACUUGGGAUUUUUACGGUACGGUAAAGCAGGAAAUGUCGUAACAUCUGCAUAUAUGUCCAUAGUUUUCAUGACAAUCCAAGAAGACAGGGAAAAUGAGAGACUUAGAAAGUAGAUUAUUGGCAUACCGCACUUUGGCACAUUUUGUAAGAAAUUUUAAGCAUUCUGAUGCGGUGUCUUUUUUUUUUUUAAAAAGAUACAUAAUUGCAUGUUGGAUGCCUUAAUAUAAAAUUAAUGAAAUAGAUUUUUGAUUUUUCAAGUCUUUUAAAAACAUGGAAUAGAUAUGAAAUUUUGUGUAGAAAGCCGAGUUGUGUUCCAAAAUGCAUACGAUCCAUCUGGGAAUAUGGUAUAUAAAGGGGACUCGUAUGAUUUUUUUUUUAUAUAUAUAUAUAUAUAUAUAUAUAUAUAUAUAUAUAUAUAUAGAGACAGAUGUGUCUAUAAAUCUAUAUAUAGAUAUGUUUUUACAACCACUUUUUCAAACAAUCCCCGGAUGUCACUUCCCUUACCGUUGCUUUAUUAGAGUAGGAUUUUGUUUUUGUUUCUGUGGUGGAUGUGUCAUUUUGGAAUAAAACUCAUUAAAUAGGUGUUGGGGAAAUGGUUUUUAGAAGUGGUGUGCCAGCAACAAGAUGGCCUUAAAGAGGACUAACAGCGCUUUGCUCAUCGCAAGCCAAGCGCUCCUCGUUUAAUGUGCAAAUAAUUCUGUUUUUACCUAAGCUGGAAGCUGAGACCCUAUCACAUCCAGAGGAUAUUCAGUCAAUGUCAUGUUUUCAUUUAUAAUGUACGCUUUGCGAAAAAUGAUCUAAUUACUAAAUGUAUUAAUUUAAUAUCAGUUGAGUCACAGAAGAUGCUAAGAUGGUGGCUUGUCUCUUGGCUGUGGUCAAAGCAAACUGCAAAAGGUCUGACCGAACAGGCUGAUAAUGAGCUGUUUCUUUUAAUGACAUUUCUUUGCCUUGUUUUGAUGACAAACGGUAUUGGAGACAAGAUGUAACUUUGGAAAGGGAGAGAUUGGUAUUCCACAGCCUUAAAGGUUGGGUAUGGGAUUUGUGAAACGCCAGCAGAUUUUGAAAAUACAAAACUCAAAUGGUCCUACCCCCUCUCCUUCAACGCUGACUCUGACUCCACCCAUUCCAAGUACACGCGCAAUCAUGCACGAGCGAACAGAUGCGUGGGAGCGAGCCAUUAGCUAGUUAGCUAGCUCCAGCAGCUACCACAGGAUAACAACAAACAGAAGCUUGCUCUGGGUCACAAGCUUUGAGUACGUGCAUGAAGGGGUCACGCGGGGAGCGGGGGAGGGGUCGCGGGAGUGCAGGACGACCGUUUGAUUGACGUACUUACUGUCCAAUGCCACUCGUUGGGUCUGGAAAUCAUUGGCUGGAGUUAUUCGAGUCCUGCCCGUUCCACAAAUGAUUGACUUGUUUAAUUUUCAUGUCAGUACUUCUAACUCAGUGGCUGUAAGUGGGUUAUGAUAAGGAUUUUCAAGUAAUUUUGCAAAAAUUGCCAAAAAAGAGAAUUCCAUACCCAACCUUUAAGAGAGGAGGGCUAAUAUUUGGGAAGUGAAUUGGAAACCUUUAAAACUUGUGACUGGAGAGCUAAUAAGAUGGUGCUGCAAAGGAGAUAAAACACAUUUCCUUUCAUUUAAGUUGUACAUUAAUAAUAUUGUUACUAUCGAUAGUUUUAACAAAAUGCAAAACUAAAAAAUCUUUUGUAAAGAAAAUAUAUUAAAAGAACUGCUAUUCCAAAGUGAUCCUCCCUUUUGCUUUCUGUCAUUCAAAAGAAAAACAAACAAACCAAAAAGCAAUCUUGAGGUCGACAGAGGGCAGAAGAGGAGUCGUUCAAUGCAAACUGUAACGGACCCCCAAUGGGCGUUUCGCAGCCGUCACACGAUUUUUGCACAAGUUACUGGUCGUUCCGUUGGAGCCUCCACCCACUAACCAACAUGUCCAGAGGUCAGAUUACGGAUGGCUUUGAAAGGCCAUCUUCCCUGCUCCAAUGUUUCUUCCUGGUUGGAAUCUGUAUCUUGUGUCUAAAGUAGGGAGCGGAGGACCUUGAUACUGGGAUUAUACACACACACACACACACACACACACACACACACACACACACACGGUGUUGCACUGUUCAAACUAGAUAGGUUUUAUGGAGAUCUGCUUUUUAUUAUGUUUCAUUGUCACUUUGAUUAUCACUAUUGUUAUAACCGUACUACUACUUAUCCUAUUAUCAUUACUACUCAUCGCUGUUUUGAAUAUUAUUGAUCCAUAACGGGGUUUUCAUGUCACCACCUUGCUCAGAGGAAUAUGGUAAAGGUUUGACCAGUGAUGGUGGCAGCAGCGUUAUGAAUUGUUAGAACUUUGAUUAUUAAGCUUGAUUAAUUUUGUUUUUUCUUUCUACAAUUCAUGUGUUCCCGUCUUUUUGUGUUUGGUCUCCAUACUGCUUUCUUUGUUAUACAGAAAAACAAAUAAAAUCAAUUGACAACGA